Messenger RNA from Orbicella faveolata, 6271 nucleotides. Its product is annotated as NACHT domain- and WD repeat-containing protein 1-like. The record is from RefSeq and is a predicted model, not a curated record. Gene Ontology annotation, molecular function: ATP hydrolysis activity; protein binding. Lineage: Eukaryota; Metazoa; Cnidaria; Anthozoa; Scleractinia; Merulinidae.
AACACAGGCUAACGUUAUUUAUUUAGGCAUAUUCUAGAAAGAUUAAUAUUAAAUUGCUUUCACCAAAAGUCUUGAGCUGCUCUGAAUUACUUGGUUGCGGCGUUUAUUUUUUCCAUAAUCCGAAAAGCUCUGGCUCGGCCGCUUAUUAUACACAACAUCACGCAUAAAAACUUCCUUCCCAAGCACGCGAAACCACUGUUUCUAACAGACGUCGAAGAGGCAAUGUCAGAGUAGCGAAGUCAGGAAAAGCUGGGCUCUAGUGAUCCACGUUCGAUCGAAAGUAACAGAGUGACUCGUCCUAGUUUUUAUCACAGUCAACUACCGCAGUCGUAAACGACGGCCAGAAAGCAGCUCUUACGAAUACUGGGUCGACUAAGCCGCUGAAUGGGAAGACCCAUUCACAGCAGCUAGAGCUGAGAUCCGAGAAUACAAUGGGGAUCGCUAUUUCCCGGAAAAAGAGGUGGACGCCUAAGGUGGAACAAAAUGAGGUGAGCCAGGUACGUGCAGAAACUGAAGCAUCCUCUCAGAGACAAAACGAGGAAGAAGAGGCUUUAGAGACGAGAGAGUGUGACGAUCACGAGGAAGAAAUAUCAGAACAUGAGGAUGAAAACAAAGACGACAGUGACAAUGAAGACAAAUCCGACGAAGGAGAGGAAAACGACGACCAGGAUCAAGAAGAUGAACAACAAGAGGAGGAAAAUGACCCUGAAAAUGAAGAAGAUGAUGUCGUAGAUGAUUCCGAUGAGGAGAAAAAUGGUGAAAAUGAUAAUAACAUAGAUACUGGAAACGUUCCCAGUUACAGUCAGAAGCUCAAAAAUGCCCUGAUUGGUGAUCUGGACGGUGAAUUCCCAGAGAACGUGAAAGUUGUUCGAAUCUUCACAAGUUCCACUUUCACUGACACAUCCGUGGAGCGUAACACAUUGAUGGAGCGAGUGUACCCCCGACUCAAGUCCUACUGUCAAGAGAGGGGCUAUGACUUUCAAGUGGUCGACAUGAGAUGGGGAGUCCGGGACGAGUCCACGGAUGAUCACAUGACCACUGAGCUGUGCAUGAGGGAGUUGCGUGCAUGUCAAAGGCUCUCAACUGGACCUAACUUCAUUACCUUUCUAGGACAAAAGUAUGGUUACAGACCCUUUCCCGCAAAGAUUGUCGCCUCAGAGUUUGAAAAGCUCCUUGGAGCAGUUGAAAGCAAUGACGAUCUCCAACUGCUGAAACACUGGUUCUGGAGAGAUGAUAACUCAGUUCCCGCCGAAUAUAUGUUGCAGCCAAUCACAUCACUGCUGCCUCAUUACCGGGACUAUGCGAACGACGAGUUACGUAAGAAGGCUUCUUCUGAUUGGUGGACGGCGUUUGAAAGAAUGCAAAUGGUUUUGAGGUUGGCCGCUGCUAAGGCUCUGGACAAGAAAGAACGACAUAAGUACUACAUGUCAGUAACCGAGGACGAAAUCCGGCGUGGCAUCAUCAACGCAGCUAAUCCUUCCAAACAUUGCUUCUGGUUCAAACGAGUCAUUUCAGAUCUUUAUGCAAACGUCGACAGAAAAAACGCUGGGAAAUUCAUAGACAAGACAUGGGGAGCUAAUUCAUCUGUUGAUGAUACUGCGCAGAAACUGCUCAACGUUCUCCGAGAAGAAGACAUCCCGCAAACCUUGCCGAGCGCAAACAUCGUAAAUUAUGACAUUAAAUGGACUGACAAUGGAAUCGAUCCCUCGGCGUCGCCAGAGCACGCAGACUACAUAGAGCAGCUGUGCAAAGACUUUUUCGGCACCUUGACUCAAAUGAUUGAAAACGGCAUUCAGGAGAAGGAGACAUCUGAUUCAAGAGAUGCAUUUGCAGAGGAACUUUUCCAGCAUGCCUCAUUUUGCCAGAAGAAGAGUAAAUCAUUUUACGGUCGUAAAGAGUUCCUGGAAGCCUCAAAGAAUAUUUUGCUAAAUCAUGACAAGCACGGUGUUGUGCUCCAUGGAGAAUCGGGCUGUGGAAAGACCUCAAUCAUGGCCAAAAUCACAAGCGAAGUGAAAAAGUGGGUCGAAGACGAAUCUGCCAUUGUCGUAGUGCGAUUCAUUGGCACGUCACCGGAUUCAUCUGGCAUCAGACCUCUCCUAAGUAGCAUAUGUCUUCAGCUGUGCAAAGCUACUGGACAGAACACUGCAGACGUUCCGGAGGACAUGAAAUCCUUAAAAGACUACUUUCAAGAAUGCCUGGAAAAAUCGGCUGAAAAUCAACCAGUUGUUUUGGUUUUGGAUUCGUUGGACCAGCUUUCUCUCGAUGACGGCGGUCGGCAGAUGGACUGGUAUCCAAGACAAUUGCCAAGCGACGUGUACGCCAUCCUUUCAACGCUACCUGGCGAGGAAUAUCAGGCGUUGCCUAGUUUGAGAACUAUCUUGCCAGAUGAAUGUUUCAUGGAAGUACCAAGGAUUCCCCUCAAUGAGGCAGAUGUCAUCCUUGACAACUGGUUAAAGACAGCUAAUCGGACCAUCCUUCCAAGACAGAAAAGCUACAUCAUGGAAGCAUUUCAAAAGUGCCCGCUUCCCCUUUACCUCAAGCUAGCCUUUGAUGAAGCUCUGCGCUGGAAAUCGUUCACCCCUGCCUCCGACAUGUAUCUUGAGCCAACUGUGCGAGAGAUCAUCGAUGACAUGUUUGGCCGACUGGAACGACGACACGGAAAAGUACUGGUGAGCCACGCAUUGGCGUACGUUACUGCAUCUAAGAAUGGUUUGACAGAGCCCGAGUUAGAAGAUCUCCUUUCAUUAGACGACGACGUCCUGAAUGACGUCUACCAGUACUGGACACCGCCAGUCAGAAGACUUCCACCCUUGCUGUGGAUUCGCAUUCGGUCUGAUAUCGGAGACUACUUGAUCGAGCGAGGGGCAGAUGGCACCCAAGUGGUAUUCUGGUAUCAUCGUCAGUUCAUCGAGGCCGCACGGGAGCGAUACCUGAGCGAAGAGCAGUCCAUGAAGAUUCACACGAACAUGAGUGAGUACUUUCUUGGCAAGUGGUCUGGGGGAGUGAAGAAGCCAUUUGUUAAUAAAGAAGGAAAGGAGAUGUCCAUGGACAGGUUGGUACCAAAGCAACCGUUGAUGUUCGACUCGCGUAAAGACAAAGUGAUUUACAACCUUCGCAAGUUGAGCGAACUGCCAUUUCACUUGUUACAUUCCGGAAAAUUUGAUAUGAUGAGAGAAGAAUGUCUUUGCAACUUCGAGUUUCUUUCGGCGAAACUCCAAGGAACAUCUUUACAAUUGCUUAUGGGUGACUUUUCAUCUUAUCUCGAGGUAAAACCAAACGAUGGCGAUGUGGAACUCCUCAACGAAUGUUUGCAACUCUCCGCUCAUUCGCUUUCCAAGGACAGCAGGCAACUUCCCACUCAGCUGAUUGGCCGAAUGUACAACUUUCUGCAGCGACAAGAACAGUAUCCGGACGUUCACAACGUUUUGAGGCAGGCAUUAAAUUCCUCCACCCCUUGUUUUCUUCCAAACAGAAAAUGUCUGACAGCACCUGGUGGAGCUUUACGUUCUGCAAUUGGCUUGACCCAGUUAGGUAGUGACGUGGUAAGCAUUGCUAAAGACAAUCGCACUAUUGCAGUAUCAAGUCAGACCUCGGAAGGAUUGGUCAUCAGAAUCAUUGAUUAUGUCACUGGAAGAGAAGUGCGAAAGUUUACCAUCACAGAACCGGUCGAUAUGUACUGUGUAAAUUUCAACCAGAUAAGUCAGAAGAGUACUGAUUUGCUGUUGCUCGCUGGAUCGCCCAAGAUUUUCCUGCUCAACACACUGACUGGGCAAAUAAUUCAAGAGUUCCAAGUAUCCGAUGAUGAAUGGUUUUCAUAUAACCCCCAAGCCCCAGUGUCGUUUGCUGACGAUGAAAGCAAACUGGUUGCUAUCUGUCCUGACGCAUUGAAGGUCUGGCAAGUAGAGAAUGGUAAACUGCUUCACAAAUUACAACUGAAAGAUGUAAACACCGAAGACGAACUUGGUACGCUGGAUGCACGUGGAAGCCACGCUGUUUACAAUCUGAGAGGGAAAAGCACGGUGCACUUUAUCGAUGUGAGAAUUGGGAAAGAAGUUAGGAAGAUUACCAUUUCCUAUCCCAAAAGCAAGGAUGGUCAAAAAGUCUUUAUCAAGGAAAUCAAAAUAACCUCCUUAGACCAAGUGGCUGUGAUCCCAUCUUCAUUUGAUAAUCUGCGAUUGUACGAUCUUUCUGGUAGUCUAAUUCGUGAACUGACCAAUUUCAAGAUGCAGCAAGGUCUUCAUCGAAUGCAGAUUACUGAUGACGGCACGAAGGUUGUGACUGCCGAUAUGUUUGAAAUCUGCAUUUUGAAUCUGGAGACCAGACAAAUCGAGAGGUGCCUUAGGAGUCCAAUUUUUCGAUUACGUCUCUAUACACGCGAUGGUGUCAACAUCUUGGCAAUCGGGCAAGACAACAUCCUUCGAGUCUACGACAAACGUCGAGAAGAUGAAGAUGAAAAUCAGAAGGACAUCGUGGUAACCGAGAUUCAGGGCAACUCGAUAGCAGAUCAAAUAACAGCUAUCUCGCCUAGUUUUGAUCAGCGCCACGUUCUCUCCAUAGCUGUUAUUCAGCUUAGAAACGAGAUCCAUGUAUGGGAUGCACUGAGUGGUAAACGAGUGCGUCGACUGAUGAACAUGAUGAUGUUCCCCAAUCCCAUUCGCAUGUGCACCUCCACCCGUGGUGUCGGCUUCAUCUUCGACCAGAACUUUCCACACUACAAAGUCUUCAACUUUGCUGAGGGAAGGAUCGAGAGGAAUUUGGAAGGAAAGGCAUGCAAACGGAUGAAUGCUUUCGGAUUCAUCGAUCAGAAGCACAUGAUUUCAUUUUCAAGAGGGAGACGAUUUGUCAAAGUGUGGGAUGUUGACAGCGGAAAAGUAGUGAACGUGGUGAAGUUCAAAGAAAAGCGCCGAUUUGAAGAGAUGCUAAUUAGCAGUAACGGUAAAAUGGCCUUGUGUUCACAGGCAAGCCAAAUGACCCAGCACAAGGACAAAGAACUGCAUUUGGUUGCCAUCGACACAACCAGCUUCAGCCAUAAGAUUUUGAAGUACGAAGGCGAGCAGUUGACCCUGUUCAAUGCACGAAUAUCCGACGAUGGCAAAUAUCUUGUGAAUUUAGUUCAAUAUUCGCAGCCUCUUCUUUGGGAUCUACAUACUGGCCAGCUCAUACGGAAGCUAUUCGACCCAGACGCGUACGAAAUAGCCAGCACGGUUGCAGUCUCUGGAGCUUCAAUGAUAGCUAUAACUGGAACAGGCGACGAGAGCAUCAAAAUCUGGAGCAUCGAAAGUCGACAGGUUCUGCUUACCAUCUCUUCUCCACCCGUAUCUGAGCUUUAUCUCUCGCAAGAUGGAGAGGUGAUCAUUUCCAGAUCCGAGGACCAGAAAAGCUUUGACGCGUGGGAGACAAAGACAGGGAAGAAAUUGGCCUCUUUCAUGACAGAUGGUUACCCAAAUCACGUGAAAGCUAUUGGAGACAAGCUCGCUCUGGGGUUGGGAGAAAACCCAAACCUGAUGAUUUUGCAUUUACACCGUCCUGGAAAGAAACACAAGGUUCUUGAAGAAGAUUUAAAGUCUCCAUACGAUGGUUUGGCCAUCGAAGCAGUUGUAGAGGACUCCCCAGAGAAACUGGUUGAUGAUAACAUGGAUACUGACAAAGAUGAUGAUGAUAGUCAUAUAGCUUAGACAUGCGCAAUGUACAUUUCAGUGGAAAUAACGCAAAAGCAUAGAACGCUACAAUAUUAACGAGGCAUUGAUCAUGAAUCUGCUAAGGAUCCGAAUCUAGUUAGUAACUAAGCAGCUUUGAAAUACUGUUAGUUCGUGAAAGCUAGAAUCGUGACACUGUCUUACUAUUAGAGACUAAAGCUUUGACACUACUUUUACAGUUAAAUUUAAAAAUUGCCUAUUACCAGUGAUAAGAACUAACUAACUAAACAAACUGGACCAAUGUUUACUUAGUGUUUUUCUAGUAAGCAUUUGUUAUGUCGUUUUCCGACAGUAGAUAGUUUUUUUGGUUUUUACUAUUACUCGUAUUGCUCAAUCAGUUCAAAACACGUAUAAGGCAAACGGCGAUGGUGAGAAGAAACUAGUUUUGGGCGCCCAUACUUAUAAGCUGUUUGCCUUGCUUUUACCUUUACUAAUUUGUACAUUUUAAAGAAAAUAUGAUCUUUAAAUCUGUAUGAACUUUUCUUUGCCUUCAGUGGCUAUUACCAGUUUUCUACUGGUCUGCACGUGACAGAAUGGCAAAAAACGCACCAAAAAUAAACAUACAGUUUGAUCUA